GGUUGGUUGCCUUUAUUUUUUUUACUAUUUCACUUUCUUUUUUUUUAUUGUUUGUAGACUAUUUCCUUGUUUGUUUGUUUGUUUGUUGGGCUGCUGGAUAUUCAAUUAUUCAUAACUUGUUUACAAUAUUCAUUAUAUUAAUUUAGAAUAUUUAGAGUAUAUCUAAAUUAAUAUAAAAAAAUAUUUGUAAUAUUCUAAUAUUAAUGAACAAAUCACCAAGGCGAAAUGACCAAGUUUAAUAACUGCAAAUCGUUUGCAUUCGAUCCAACACUACUAAAAAUAAGAGAUUUGGUUUCAAGAUUUUACAUCAGGUAUCAAGAUAACUGAUGUGUAAAAUAUUUCUUAAAGGAUUUUACAUCAGGUUUUAUAAUAAACUGAUGUGAAAAAAAUAUGAUUUAAUGAUUUUACAUCAGACAUUUAACUCCAAUGAUGGAAAAAAUAAUGCGGUGGCAAACUUGUAAUUAAAAUGAAAAUAGUUUAUAAAGCCAUUUACAUCGGUGCUAAUAAUAACCCGAUGGAAAAAGUUUACUAAUUGGGCUUUUACAUCAGCCCAUAUUUCCACCGAUAGGAAAACAUAAUGCGGUGGCAAAGUUGUAAUUAAAACGAAAUUAAUUUAUAAAGCCUGUUACAUCAGCCCAUAUUUCCACCGAUGGGAAAAGUCCUCAUUUCCACUAAAACCCUAACUAUACUCAAACGUUUCAUUUUCUUCUUUCUACGUUAUUUCUCAGCCCCUUCCACUAUUUUCUUCUUUCUGCGCUAUUUCUCACCCUUCCUCCGCCAUAACCACCACCGGCUACCGUUUCUUCCGCCGUCACCCAGUUUCGUCCGCCGCUCCAACCAGGUUCUUCCGCCGUCACCCUUCCUCCGCCGUCACCCAGUUUUGUCCGCCGUCUCCAACCAGUUUCUUCCGCCGUAACCCUUCCUCGGCCGUCACCACCACCACUUGUUGCCUCCUCUUUCUAAGGUAACCUACUACAUUAUCUUGCUAUCAUUUUACUGUUAUUAAAAUGAUUCUCAUAAAAUGUAUAAUAUUUUUACUUGUAAUACAAAAAAUUGAGCCUUAUAGUUUUAUAACUUGUUAUAUUUGUCUUUAAUCUCAAGGAUUCAUCUAUGUAAUUUUGUGCAGACAAUAUCUAAUUUAAAAAAAAAAACUGAUUUCUAAAUCUUGCUAGAUUUUUGUUCUUGGUAAAGUUUAGUUACAAAACGUUUGUGAAAAACUAUUCACGUGGUAAUGUUAAUUUUCUUUUCUUCUUUUUUGUCGAGACAGAAUAGUUCUGAUAAUGGAUGAAAUAGGAUGCCCUUGUUUUGUAGGACCUACGGCAACACAAAUUUUAUCGACAUGUUUUUUCUUUUAAGCAGAAUGAAAAUAAUUGAUUAGAAGAAUGAUUGAAUUUUUUACCUUACAAGGUAUAUUCCUAGACUUAUUAGGUGUAUGAAUAAUUUCUUUUUGACAUUGUGAUAAUGUGACCCUACCUACAAAGUGUAAUUAAUCAAAUUCAUAUCACUAUACUUAGUGCCCAGCCCAUCUUGAUUAGCCUCUUUUUUGGAGGUGUUUAAGCUUGGAGUUUCUAAUUUCAUUUAAUUGUUUUACUUCAACAUAAAUUGCAAAUAAAAUAUAUUACAUAAAUUGCAAAUAAAAUAUAUAAUAUUUGUCUGUUAAGCCAAUUUAAAAAUUAUAUUAUAAAGAAAAUAUUAUUUUAGAAAUUUAAUUUUAAAAGGAUUCAUUAAUCACUUUAUUAGUAUGGAAAUAAUAGUAGAUCUUACUCUAUUUCUUAUAAUCAAAUAAAAAUAGAUAAGGUAUUAUAAUCAAAACUAUAUAUAUAUAUAUAUAUAUAUACUAGUUUGUUCUGUAAUAAAAAAUAAAACAUAUAUUUAAUACUAAUUUUUUUUCAAAAUAUUUAACAUUAAUUUUAUUUAUUAAAAAGAUAUUUAUAACCAUAUAUGAUAAAUGUAUUAUUAAAUCAUUAACUAAUCUUUAAAUGCAUUGAAUAUUAAUCAUUACACACUUCUAUCCAUAAAUGAAUACUAAUCUUUAAAAGUUACAUCAGAAAGAAUUGAAUUGCUGGCUGUAAAAUAAAAUAGCUGUUACUUACCAUCACGCCACUACUUAUAUAUCUCACAUAUGUCAUACGCUUUCAGUGUAAUAUACCUGUCAAUUAUUAUUUUUAGAGGCCUUUUCAUGUAGCUCAAAAAGUGAGGCUCUAUAUUAUAAUUCACUGCCUUUGAAAAUUGAUAAAAUAAUUCAGUGCUUCCUUAGGAAAAGUGAUUAAAGGUUACAAAUUAAAAUUAGUGAUUAAAUAUACUUUGACCUAUGCGAUUUGAACACACACAUAUAUAUAUAUAUAUAUAUAUAUAUAUACACGUCUCAAAAUGAAUAUUAUAUAUAUACUAUACUUAGAAUUGAUUCUAAGUAUUAAAAGAUUACUUGAGUGAGCCUAAAGUGUUCUCCCUCGUUAAAAGUUAAAAGAAGGUGUGAAUUUUGAGUUCAUUCAAAUUUCACCAAUGUUUUAGUUGUUCUUAAGUUUACGUUGUUGGUAUGAAUAUUAUAUAUAAACUAUACUUAGAAUUGAUUCUAAGUAUUAAUUAAAAGAAUACUUUAUUGAGCCUAAAGUGUUGUCCCUCAUAACAUAUGCUAUAACAAUUAUUUGAUAUUAUAUAAAAACUAUACUUAGAAUUUAUUCUAAGUAUUAAUUAAGUUUACGUUGUAGGUAUGGAUCGUAGUUGGAUGAGAGCUAAUCGAUUAAGUGAUGAGUACGAACAGGGGGUGAUGGAAUUUCUAGAGUUUGCUGAAAGUAAUGCUAAAAAAGAUCUUCCUCCUCCUAAAAGUAAUGCUGAAGAUAGUCAGCCUACGCUUUUUUUCUGUCCAUGUGUUCGUUGUGCAAAUAAAGAACCAAAGCUUAGUAAGAAAAAAAUCAUGGAUCAUCUAAUUUGUGAAGGGAUUUGUCAAAACUAUACACAAUGGAUAUGGCACGGUGAAGUGGUAGAAAAUUCAAACGUGUCCCAAAGAGAUAAUGUUAGUGUAGAAAUGGAUGAUCGUCUGGAAGACAUGAUGUGUGAUAUUGGACAAGAUUCGUUUAAGAGGGCACAUGCGUAUGAUAGUUUAUGCAAUGACAAGGAUACACCUUUGUACCCGGGAUGCACAAAUUUUACACGUUUGUCAGCCGUGUUAAAAUUGUUUAAUCUGAAGGCAAUUAACGGGUGGACUGACAAAAGUUUUACCGAAUUGCUUGAACUGUUGACACAAAUGCUUCCAGAAGGUAACGUACUGCCAAGUCGUUAUUACGAGGCGAAGAAAAUACUGUGUCCGAUGGGUUUGGAGUAUGAAAAGAUACAUGCAUGUCCUAAUGAUUGCAUAUUAUACAGAAAAGAGUAUGUAAACUAUAACCAUUGUCCGAAGUGCAAGGCGUCACGCUACAAAAAGAGACAUGGUGAAUCUAGUGAUGAUGACGAGGUCAAAAAGGGUCCUCCCGCAAAAGUGGUAUGGUACCUACCAAUAAUUUCAAGGUUCAAGAGAUUAUUCGCUAAUGCAAACGAUGCAAAGAAUCUUAGAUGGCAUGCAGAAGAAAGAAAAUGUGAUGGAAAAAUCCGCCAUGUAGCUGAUUCUUUGCAAUGGAAGAAAAUAGAUUCUUUGUUUCCAAAUUUUGGCAAAGAGUCGAGAAACCUUAGACUUGGACUUUCUACUGAUGGAAUGAAUCCGUUUGGUAAUCUAAAUACUAACCAUACUUCUUGGCCUGUUCUUCUGAUGAUUUACAACCUAUCUCCUAGGUUGUGCAUGAAGCGUAAAUAUGUGAUGUUAUCCAUGAUGAUUUCGGGCCCAAAACAACCAGGAAACGACAUAGAUGUUUAUCUAAGUCCACUGAUCGAUGAUUUAAAAGUGUUGUGGGAGGAAGGGGUGGAUGUUUUCGAUGCGCAUUCUGGUGAACAGUUCAAUAUGCGUGCCAUGUUGUUUUGCACCAUCAACGAUUUUCCGGCAUAUGGCAAUUUGUCUGGGUAUAAAGUUAAAGGGCAUAAAGCGUGUCCUAUAUGUGAAAAAGACACAUGUUACCAUCAGCUUGAAAAAGGAAAGAAGACUGUUUAUCUCGGGCAUCGAAAAUUUCUAAAUCGUUAUCAUCCAUAUCGUAGAUUGCGGAAAGCUUUUAAUGGGGAACAAGAGUAUGGUGUUGCUCCAAAGCCCUUAACUGGAGAGGAAGUUUAUCAACGACAACAGGGCAUUACUGCUAUUUUUGGAAAGUACCAAAAACGGCCUAUUGCUAAAAAUAUAUGGAAAAAGAGGUCGGUUUUCUUCGAUCUUCCAUAUUGGUCUAGUCUUGAGGUAAGACAUUGUAUUGAUGUGAUGCACGUGGAGAAAAAUGUAUGUGAUAGUGUAAUCGGGACACUUCUCAACAUUCAAGGCAAGACAAAGGAUGGUAUUAAUGCUCGUCUAGAUUUGGGCGUGAUGGGUAUACGAGAAGAGCUAACUCCACAAUAUAUAGGUACCAACUAUGUGUUCAAAUUAAGCUAUCAUUACCUUUUGAUGUUAAAAUAGCAUGUUCAUAACUUUAAUUGUUGAAAUUCUUGAUGAUAACAUUAUGUAGGUAACAAGACGUAUUUGCCUCCUGCCUGCUACACUUUGUCGAAAAAAGAGAAAACAAGUUUUUGUGAGUGUUUAGAAAGUAUCAAAGUGCCGCAUGGUUACUCAUCAAAUGUCAAGAGGCUUGUAUCGGUUAAAGAUCUCAAAUUAGUUGGCUUAAAAUCUCAUGACUGUCAUGUCUUAAUGCAACAACUACUACCAGUGGCUAUUCGUGGGAUAUUGCCUAACAAUGUUAGGAAGACUAUAACUAGGUUGUGCCUGUUUUUCAAUGCAAUUUGUUGCAAAGCCAUUGAUCCAUUAAAGUUAGAAGAUUUGGAAAAUGAGGCUGCAGUUAUCUUGUGCCAAUUAGAGAUGUUUUUUCCUCCUUCAUUUUUUGACAUUAUGGUUCACUUGAUUGUUCAUCUAGUAAGGGAGAUUAGAUUAUGUGGUCCAAUUUUUUUACGGUGGAUGUAUCCAAUAGAGCGAUACAUGAAGAUCCUAAAAGGGUAUACCAAGAACCCACACCGUCCGGAAGCAUCGAUUAUUGAGAGGUACAUUGCAGAAGAAGCAAUUGAGUUUUGUUCUAACUCUAUAUUGUUAUUUACGUAUUGUAGGUAUUUAAUGAUCCUACAGAAUUGACACAAGAAGAUUUGUAUGAUUUGCGACUCCGUUGGGCAAAAUGUUUCUUUGAGUUAUAUAAAGGAUAACUUUAUGUUUCUCGUGGAUGCGUGUUGGUUUUUCAAGUGCGCGAAAGUACUUUAUGUUUCUUUGAGAUAAUUAUCUUGUAGUAGAAAAUCGCGUGUAAACCUUUCUUAUCAUUUUGAACACUUGUUUAUUCUAGAUUAAUAUUUUUGUAUAUUUUGACGAACAUAUAUAUGCAUCUUAGCUAUUUGGUCUGUGUGCUGUGAGUAAAAAAUAUAUAGCGACCUCUUUGGUCUGUGUGGUAUAUGAAUCUUAUAUUGAAAAUUAGGUACAGAAAAAAUUACAGGUUAAAACAGGAAAAUAGGAAAAACAACCAUUAUGUGGUAAAAAAACAUAAGACAUUUUACAUCGGGCUUUACCGAAACCGAUGUAAAAAGCAGUCUAUUACAUCGGUGUAAAAUUAUAUCCGACGUAAAAUGUGGCUUAUAUUUUUCAAAUAAAAAAUUUCAAUAUUUUUCACAUCAGACAUUUUCCCUAAACCGAUGUGAAAAGCAGUCUAUUACAUCGGCCACGUUUAGAAACCGAUGUAAAAGGUUGCGUAUUUUUUUUUUUAAAUAAAUUUUUUUAUUGUUUUUCACAUCAGACCUAUGAAAUCAACCGAUGUGGUAUGAUGACUUUCACAUCGGGCUCUGACCCGAUGUAAAAUGUCUCAGACUUUUUACAUCGCCUGUGUUUACAUCGGGCCUAGAACCGAUGUAAAAAGUCUUUUUCGCCCGAUGUAAAAACUAUUUUCUGUACUAGUGCAAACUACCGCCAAACUCACGUUGGCAGAUUUCUGCCGCAACCAGAUGUUCAAAAUUCACCUGACAACAUCUGAUCACCAUUGGCCAAACCGCUCCACAAUCCUAGUGUCUAUUGUCGACUUUCUAGUUGCUUUUUUGACUUUUCGAAUUUUGAAAUCUCAAAAGAUGUUGAAUCCCCACCUUGACAUGAAAAUAUUGCAAUGCCAACUUUUUCAUCAACCAGACUACUUCUCUCUAUCAUGUAGAAUCACUAUUAAACAACCUUGAUCAAGUGCAAUCCACAUGCUUCUAGCUAAUCACCUUUUUAUAAUUAGAUAAUCUAAGGUGACCACAAGCAUGAUUAUUCAACAUUCUUUGACUCUACUUGGUUCUGAAUGCCCCAGUAAAGGUCUCAGUUUCUUAUUUUUACAACCUUUCAACCAUAAUUAAAACAUAACAGCCAAGGCCAGCAUAACUGUCCCUUUGAGAUGGUAUAAUAUUCCUCCUUAUCUUAUAACGAUUCUGAAAUUCUGGUAUGACAUACUCAGCAUGUCACUCACGAUGUCAAGACAUCUGAUCUGUUAUUAGCUUAGCAAAGGAAAAACAGAAAGAGCCCCAAUUUUUAAUUACCCCUAAGAAGGAGUCCAUGAGUACUGAGAUCAUGUAUGUUUAGUCAACAUAACCAGAUUGUAAUAUUUAUUGGUUCUAUAAAAGGAACAACUAUCAAACUUGAACCUGAUGUUAUACACGAUGUUACAACAUCCAAGACUGAACAGACAAUACAAUGCAGAAGAUAAAUAACACAGUGAAUUGUUAACCCAGUUCGGUUUAACUACCUACUCUAGGGGCUACCAAGCCAGGAAGAAAAUUUCACUAUCAGUAGUACUAUUUUAUGUAAACAACCUCUGGUUUACAGAUAAACAACCUCUGGUUUACAGAUAAACAACCUCUGGUUUACCUAGUCACUACCCAAUUCAACCUUUAUCUUAGAACUCCAUCUAAGACAAGAGAACCUCUGCUCACUCCCCAGUGAUACCUAACUGUUACAACCAUGCAACAACUAUUUAAACAAUUAACAAUGAACACUAACUUCAUCUUGCUUCAAUCAAGAAUACAAUACUCAACUCUUACCUACAGGUUUCGAGUGAGAACAAUAGCUUCUCUUACCUACAGGUUUUGAGAAGGACAUGGCAGCCAUCCCACAACCUGGGUGGUCUACCUAUACAUACCCUAAUGACUACAUCUUUUCAAUUACAAGGUUUGCUUAACUUCGUCUCUAAAACUAGGUUACAAAGGUUUCUAUUUAUAACUUAUUACCAAUUGGACUUGGGCUUACAAACCGCAGCACUAUUGGCUGUUACAAAUCUGAAGAUAUCUUCUGCUAAAAGAAAGGUCUUCAAUCACAAGUUUCCUAAUUUAUCUUCUAAAUUAGAAACUGUUGAAUCUUCAAUAUUCUGAUUUGAUUCUUCAAUAUUCUGACUUGAUUUUAUUGACCUUUAAAUCUGCGCCACAUUGGAUUACAUAAUAUUCAUAGAAUAUUCUGUAUCUGUUGAGAACCAAACUUUUUUUAUAACAUAUAAUAUUUAAUAUGACAUAAAACUAUUGAACGACGAAUACAGAUUCAACAAAACCAUUUGGAAGAAUACAUAUUAGACAAAAUUAUUUGAUACAUAAGUCUUCAUCAAAUAAAGAAUAAGUUCUAUUCAGGGUCGACUCUUUAAAUUUGGGUGUCUUGGGUGAAUCAAAAGAGUUAUGCUCUUAUGAAUAUUUGAAUUAAUGUUUAUACUAUAUCAAAAUAUAAACCACUAUAAAAUGAGUUAUUCUUCUUCUUCUUGAUCUGAUAUUUUUUUCUAUAAAAAAAUUGAUCAAACCUUUAAAAUUAUCUAAAUAUCAUCCUCUUAGCAUUUUUGUUGCAAAAUAAUUAAUAAUUUGGUCAUAAUCAAGGUUCUUCAAAAAAUUAUUUUAAAUUGAAAUCAACGCAAGACUAUUUAAUCUAUCUUGUGACAUAAUAGAUCUCAAAUAAGAUUUUAAUAAUUUUAAUUUAGAAAAACUUCUUUCAUGCAAUACUAAUAAGAAUAGUCAAUAUUAUAUUUAUAAGCUAUGCAUGCAUUAGGAAAACAAUUAAAAGUCUUUAAGGAACUCAAUAUCAUAUAGCUUAAUUUUGAUUCAACUGUUAAAAUUUCACCAUCAAGAUCAACAGCUUAGUCAAAAUUUGACACGGUCAGAAGACUUCUAACCUAUAAAAAAACAUUAUCAAUAAUAUAAAAUAUUCUCUAUAUCAAUAUUUUAAUUUUAAUGUCUCAAUUAAAUUCUUAAGUUCCUAAAAUUAUGGAUAUAUUAAUUGAUUUUAUUUUAAGGGAAUUAAUUGAUUUUAUUCUACUUUAUAUUUUAUUAAUGGGAAUUUUUAUUCUUUUAUUAAUUUUGAUUUUGUAGUGCCUCUAUAAUCUUGUUAGCCAAUAUUUUUAAAAAAAGAUUCUAACAAAUUUUUUUUAAAUAGAAAAUUUUCUUUAUAUAUAUAGGGGUAAAAAAAUUAUAAGUGCCCCUAUAAUUAUGGGGCCUGAACUCCCGUCCCGCGAUCCAUGCUUAGGACCGCCGGUUCUAUUAAUUGUUGCCCUUAAAACACAGAUAAAGGUUUGGAAAAUAGAAGUUUUAUAUUGGUAAUUUUUUUAAAACUUUUAAAACAUUAGUUCUAUAUUUUCUUAAAACAGAUUCUUUAUUCAAUUUCUCAAUAUAGAAAAAUUAAACACGUACCUUAUUAUGAAAUAUAAAAUAAAAAAUGAGAAUAGCUGUUAGAGUCUUUGCUGCAUAACUUGAAUUGCACUGAAAACUUGUACAGUUGUACCUUAUUCUCUUGAUGCUUGUUA
Molecule: messenger RNA, 8837 nt
Organism: Vicia villosa (hairy vetch)
Lineage: Eukaryota; Viridiplantae; Streptophyta; Magnoliopsida; Fabales; Fabaceae
Exons: 1
Coding region: 2711-4525 (604 amino acids)
Source: RefSeq, a predicted model, not a curated record